This is a messenger RNA of Bipolaris oryzae ATCC 44560, 1623 nucleotides long. RefSeq lists its product as uncharacterized. The record is from RefSeq and is a predicted model, not a curated record. Bases 1 to 1623 code for a protein of 540 amino acids. NCBI's taxonomy places the organism in Eukaryota, Fungi, Ascomycota, Dothideomycetes, Pleosporales, Pleosporaceae. The transcript has 2 exons.
AUGUCAUCUCCAAAUAAUGCCAGUGGUACACGCAUUAUUGCAGCAAAAGCACCGCGUCAACGAACUGCUUCUGCCACCCCCAAGCUGACUGUCUUUCAACUACUCGCCACGCGUCCAUGGCUCUUACGUCCUCAGUCCGUGUCAGAGCAAGACCUCUUCAUCAUCCAUUGUCGCGACAACCUUGUCCCCGGCGCCACAGGCCCAAAGGACUGGGAUGAAGUGGCUGAAGAGUACAACAACAAGUACCGUGAGCAUAUGAAGCCGUUAGCAUGGAAGACACUGAGCAAACGCUGCGGCAUCGCCCGCAAGAUCUUCAUGGGCGAGAACGAAGACUACGCCCACGUACUGGAGUACCCAGUCCCAGACGUCGAUGCAGAAGGUGAGUCCGACGAGGACGUGGAUAUGGACACACAAAUAGUAGCUCCCAUCACCACACUCUUCACACACUCGAUGCCCGGGUUCUACGACCCAGCAUCGAUCCCAAAAACCGACAUCACAACCAUCGUCCGCGCGAAGUUCCACAUCCGCAACCGCACAACAUCGUUUGUGCGUUUCCACUUCCUCAACACCAAUGAGGAACGUCUGGUGAAGGACAACCCACAAUGCGUGGACACCAAGAUCCUAAUCGCCAACUCCCCCUUCUACGCCCGAAGUCUUCAUCGCAGCGCAAACUACACCAUCAUCGAUGUCCCAGAGCAAUUCAACGCACGCACCAUAAACGUCUUCAUCCAACUCAUCGCUCCUGUGCGCGCAACGCGACUGCCAGACCACUACCUCUGGAAAGCGCAGGCCGCCACACCAGGGCUGUACGACCGCUUUGGCGCUAUCAAGGCCGAGAAGAUCGACUGGACGGUUGCGGGCCUGCUCGAUCUCCUAUUGUUCGCCGCGAUACUCGAAGUAGACUGGAUCGUCGAUAUAGUCAUCGAUCGCCUCCACUUCCUCUUCGUCGAGCAAAAGCGACUCAGCCAGACUCCCGCUGCUGUGAGCGACUCUCCCGUCUCCGGCCGAUUACGCACAUCGAUGAGUGCGCAGCCUGCCAAGCUUCACGCCGAGGACUUCAACGGAGAAAUCGUCAGCCAUCUAGCUGAGAUCUUAAGGGACAUGCAGACGCUGGGAUUCAUCGCGGAUGUGAUGAGAGGAUUGGGCGCCAAGGUGGAUGAGAAGUGGAUUUCCAGUAUGUCAAGCCAAGUAAAGCGCGUCUUUACUUUGGCGUCGGAGGAGCACCUGUUCAACUGCUCGCUCGAAGAGUAUUGUAAGAGGUACCAUCACCAUCCGCUCACUGCACGCGGUUGUUAUACCUCUUACAUUGUGCAUCCGCCGUCGACGUUCAUCAGGGCGCUGUACAACUUUGCUACGCCAGAGGAACUUGUCAGGCACUCGAGUGGACUGUUGCCGAGUGGUGCGAGCGGCAUGUCGAGCACUGAGUUGAGCAAACUGAGGGAAGAGAACUCGUCGCCGGAGAUGCUGGAGGCCGAGAAGAAGGUUCUGGAGAUGGAGAGCCGUUUGGAGAAGGCGAAAGCUGCUUUGAGAUGGGCAAGAGAUUCGUCCGGACUUGCGAAACAGCAUGCCAUGCGGGAGGCGGGUGAAGCUUCUGAGGAGAUGUAUGGGCCUAGUCAGCUCUAG